Molecule: messenger RNA, 1293 nt
Organism: Prunus persica (peach)
Lineage: Eukaryota; Viridiplantae; Streptophyta; Magnoliopsida; Rosales; Rosaceae
Product: putative dihydroflavonol 4-reductase
Exons: 3
Coding region: 126-1148 (340 amino acids)
Source: RefSeq, a predicted model, not a curated record
AAUAAAUAACAGAAAAGAAAAGAAAAUAUGUUUUUGUUUCUUCAUGCAAAUGAACUUCCUUGAAUAUCAACUCUUCUUCAAAAGUCAAAACAAUUCUGAAUCGGUGAAUUUUGCUAAAAGGAGAGAUGAAAAUACUGUUGACCGGCGCCUCCGGCUACCUAGGAGGCAGAUUGUGCCACGAGCUGCUGAAACAAGGCUAUUCUGUUCGCGCCUUGGUCCGCCCAACCAGCGACCUCUCCUCCCUGCCUCCACCGUCACCAACCGGUAACGGUGGCCUCGAACUCGUCCACGGCGACGUCACCGACUACAACUCCCUCCUCUCCGCCUUCUCCGGCUGCGACGUCGUUUUCCACGCAGCCGCCGUGGUUGAGCCCUGGCUUCCCGACCCCUCCAAGUUCUUCUCCGUCAACGUCGGGGGUUUGAAGAACGUGCUGCGAGCGGUUCGAGAGACAAAGACCGUACAGAAGGUCAUCUACACGUCGUCGUUUUUCGCGCUCGGACCGACCGAUGGCCACGUCGCCGACGAGGCUCAGAUCCAUCACGAGAAGUUCUUCUGUACGGAGUACGAGAAAUCGAAAGCUGCCGCCGAUAAAAUCGCGCUACAGGCCGCGCAGCAAGAGGAGCUGCCGUUGGUGCUGCUUUAUCCCGGAGUAAUCUACGGGCCCGGAAAGAUCACCGCUGGAAACGUCGUCGCUCGGAUGAUCGUCGAGCGGUUCAACGGCCGAUUGCCUGGAUAUAUAGGGUCCGGUAACGAUAGGUAUUCGUUUAGCCAUGUCGAUGAUGUUGUGGAGGGCCAUAUCAGAGCUAUGGAAAAAGGUCGAACAGGUGAGAGGUAUCUGCUAACAGGUGAAAACGCAUCGUUUAAGCACGUUUUCGAUGUAGCAGCUGUGAUCACUCAGACGCAGAGGCCUAAAUUUGGGAUCCCAUUGUGGUUGAUUGAGGUGUACGGAUGGGCGUCUGUUCUUUUCUCUCGAAUUACAGGGAAGCUUCCUCUGAUUAGUCCUCCGACUGUUUAUGUUUUGAGACAUCAAUGGGCAUAUUCAUGUGACAAGGCCAAGCAGGAGCUGGAUUAUAGUCCCAGAGGAUUGAAAGAAGGAUUGGGGGAGGUGUUGCCUUGGCUCAAGAACUUGGGCUUGAUCAAAUAUUGAUCACGUAAACUUUGACGAGGCACGAGGGUGUGGUUUGUUGUUUGCUUUAUGCGACUCCAGUUAACUAGUAAACAUUUUCAAUUUGAUGGAUGUGGCGCUAAAGAUCAUCAGUUUAUUGAUAUCAAGUUGGGUGUUUUUAGUGUGU